UUUAUCAGUUCUAUCUCUCUCUCUCUCUCUCUUUCUCUCUCCUCAAUCAUCAUUACGGUUUUCUCGCUCCGCUCUCUCCUCCAGCUAUGCUAUACUCUCUACAAUAAUUUCAGUACAGAAGUCUAUUCUCGUUUAGGGCACAAAACUGUUUGUCAGAUAGUAACAUAGAGGCGUGCGAUAGUUUUCGAGAUCAGCUGAACUUCAGCUUUGCAGAAGAAAUUGGAAAUGGUCAAAAGGCAUGGAGUAUUUUGAUACCAAGUUAAUACCAUGUCUCAGUGUUUAGACGGGAUUAAGAAUUUGUGUGCUCCCUUCUUCAGAUGUUGUGAUCUAGAUUUGUAUCGAGCAUCUAGAGAUCUCGAGGAUCCUGAAAUUUUGGCGAGGGAGACUGUGUUUAGUGUGAGUGAAAUUGAGGCACUUUAUGAGCUGUUUAAAAAGAUUAGUAGUGCUGUGAUUGAUGAUGGAUUGAUUAACAAGGAAGAGUUUCAGUUGGCCUUGUUUAAGACAAACAAGAAAGAGAGCCUCUUUGCUGAUCGGGUAUUCGACUUAUUUGACACAAAACAUAAUGGGAUACUGGGGUUUGAAGAGUUUGCUAGAGCACUUUCAGUGUUUCACCCAAAUGCCCCUAUUGAAGAUAAGAUUGAUUUUUCUUUCCAACUGUAUGAUCUCAAGCAGCAAGGCUUCAUUGAGAGGCAAGAGGUGAAGCAAAUGGUAGUCGCAACACUAGCUGAAUCUGGUAUGAACCUGUCUGAUGAUGUCAUUGAGAGCAUUAUUGAUAAGGGACAUAACAACAACAUUUCCAAGCUUUGUGUUCCACUCGAGGGUAGAAGAUACCUGAAUUUUGGAGGUCCGUCCAGUUUCUCUUUCUUUUGUUAUUUGUUUGUUUGUUUGUUUUGUCUUCUUGGAGAGGAUGUUGAGACCGCAUAUCCCAUAUUGUUUUCGUUUAAAAUGGCUGUGAAUUUGUUGGUGGUGAAUUGCAGUGUAAUUAGGCAGUAUAUUCAUUCAAUGGUUGCCAAAUUUGUUGUGUUUUUUUCUGUACUUGAUAUUAUUUGCAUACUCUGUUGGAAUUGUUAUAUUUGUAUUAGAUGUGCAAGUGAAGAAUAUUUUUUUUAAAA
Molecule: messenger RNA, 1112 nt
Organism: Impatiens glandulifera
Lineage: Eukaryota; Viridiplantae; Streptophyta; Magnoliopsida; Ericales; Balsaminaceae
Product: calcineurin B-like protein 3
Exons: 9
Coding region: 268-1110 (280 amino acids)
Biological process (GO): calcium-mediated signaling
Molecular function (GO): calcium ion binding; kinase binding
Source: RefSeq, a predicted model, not a curated record